AUGCCAACGCAACAUAUUGCUUUGGCAUUAUUUUUAGUCCUUUUGGCGAUAGGAGCGAUUAUUAUCAUCAGUAUAUUGAUUGUGGUUAAAAGGCGUAUAGCUCGACGAAAAAGCCGUAUAGGACGAACCACUUACACCCCAUGUGGGCAAGGUUUACCAAAGGUAUGGAAAUCGAAUAUUGAGAAGAAAAUCAACGCAACCAUAAAAGUACGAACUGAACCUCAAGUGUUUGGUCCACACUAUGUAGAGAAUUACAAUAUGUACAUCUCUAAUGGUGAAGUGACUUUUCUGCAUCGUGCUAAAACACUCGAUCAAUUCCUGGUGUUAAAACAGGCUAUUCUAUCAGUCGAUCCAACAUUAGAAGCUCCACCACUAAGGGAUAUACGUGAUUUUUUACUAACAGCACGUCAUCAUGUUAUGAAUCCACCACCAUCUCGUGAUCGUAUUGAAGAAUAUUGUCAAUUGUAUUUAUGGGCAAGACAUGACUUAAAUCCUUUUGGCGAGUCAGAAUAUACACGAUUUUGUGAAUUACAAUCCAUUUUAUUAGAAAUGGUUAAUUAUCCGGGAUCAUCGCCUACAUACUGCGUUACAAGCAGUGCCAUUGCAACUGAGCAUUCACAGCCUCGUAUUGUUGUUCCUAGCACUUCUACAACCGUGACUACAUUGACUACGAUUUCAGCGUCAUUGUCAUCACCGUCAUCACUACAACGGACUAGUGUUCAACAGUCACGUCCAACACGUGUCAAAGUGUUAUCUAGAACAGGCCAGGGUAGUAGUAGCAGUGGUGGUGGUAGUGGCCUGAACUUGAAGCGAUUAUCACAUUCAGCACAUCGUAAAAAGCAUGGGUUGCUUGUUUCCCCACCAGAUAAUGAAACCUCAACUAUUUUACAAUCGAAUGAUCCUAGUCAUGUGUUCACUAACGAUAUUAUUGGUGAACUAGAUUCGAAUGCAGAUUUAUUAUUGGUGAGUAAAGGGGAUAUCAAUGGAACUAGUAUAUUACGUCGUCGGGAUAGUUGUCAAAGUGAUGGUUCACAAACUGCACUUAUUGACUUGGAGCCUGUUAUCGCAAGUCCUAAAUCAUCGAUCCAAUCAUCUCGACCGAUAAUAAAGCACACUGAUUCAUAUAAUCAACCGGAUUCAAGAAGUUCAAUUCGAUAUAAUAAAGGUAUGGAAAACGAAGGAGUGAAUUGUUGA
This is a messenger RNA of Heterobilharzia americana, 1194 nucleotides long. NCBI's taxonomy places the organism in Eukaryota, Metazoa, Platyhelminthes, Trematoda, Strigeidida, Schistosomatidae. The record is from the annotation of a GenBank genome assembly.